AUGGAAGGUGCUGGGGCCCCCUCGGAGACCCUGCGCUACGCUGAGUACGCGAGGGUCCCCGGCGACGGGCGGCAGGGUGAGCCCGACAUGGACAGGGGGCUGGCCAGAACUAUGAUGGCAGUUGGCCUGGGUGUUGCAGCUGUUGCAUUUGCAGGUCGCUAUGCUUUCCAGGUCUGGAAACCACUGGAACAAGUAUUCACAGAAACAGCAAAGAAGUUUGCAACCGCUAGUUUUUCAUCCUACUAUAAAGGAGGAUUUGAACAGAAAAUGAGUAGACGAGAAGCUAGUCUUAUUUUAGGCAUAAGUCCAUCUGCUGACAAGGCCAAGAUUAGAACAGCUCAUAGGAGAAUCAUGAUUUUGAAUCACCCUGAUAAAGGUGGAUCGCCCUACUUAGCAACAAAAAUAAACGAAGCAAAAGAUUUGUUAGAAUCCAGCACCAAAAAUUAAUGUCCAAGGACUUCUGUGAUAGAACUUUUUAUAUAUUCCUUUCUACUGCAAAUCCUGUAGAUAUA
Molecule: messenger RNA, 512 nt
Organism: Mauremys reevesii (Reeves's turtle)
Lineage: Eukaryota; Metazoa; Chordata; Testudines; Geoemydidae
Product: dnaJ homolog subfamily C member 15-like
Exons: 1
Coding region: 1-447 (148 amino acids)
Biological process (GO): protein import into mitochondrial matrix
Cellular component (GO): PAM complex, Tim23 associated import motor
Molecular function (GO): ATPase activator activity
Source: RefSeq, a predicted model, not a curated record